AUAACAAUAGGAAGCCGAUACUCACACUUUGUCAUAGAACAUUGCGUGCAGUAGUUGUUAGUCUUUUACUUUCAUCCGAAAAACUUUCUCUAAUUAUGUCUACCACCCGGACAAAUUCAUUCAUAUGCGACAUCAUUUCGGUUCUAUUUCAUAAGAAAAGUACAAAUACUGGAACGAAUGUUCAAUAUUUACUGCAACAAUGCAACGACUUACUUACAUUGCCGUGCUCAAAAAUCCGGGAAGAAAAUUGGAAUGCAACGGCUAAUCAUGUUCAGGACACUGUUAUUGGCUCACGUUUCGACAAGACGAUUCUAAAAAUCGUUAAAGUUUGGGUGCCCAACUUUCCGAGAAAGCAUGUCUACCAUGUCAUAUUUUCCGUUCAGAUUCCGACUGGUGUCGACACUAUCAAGUCUUCGAACAAUCAUUUUAAGUGGAUGUCUUUUGCGGAUAUUGAAGGAGCUGCAAAGCACGCGAUGUUAUAUAGCCCGGAGAUUUUGACUUUUGCGAUACUCAGUGAAGCAGCCCAUGGAGAAAUUCAGCAUUUAAGUGAAUACCUUUUGGACUUAGAUGAGAACAAGGAUUUGUUGACUGAAGUGUUGGAUAAGAACGUUUUAUUGUUGCAAACCGAGUCAACCCCUGAAAAAUAUCUGGAGCUUUUGAAGAGUGCUGAAAUAGGAAUGUCUGAACAGCGAUGCCUUUACACCGAUUUCAUACAAAACUCGUUUCCGUAUUUGUACAUGAAUGGCCCGAAUUUCGUGCACAUUAUCACCGAAAAUGUGAAAUGGGAUAAAGCUGAUGCAUUAUCGUUGUUCAGAUCAGCUGAUUUACAUGGAAGGGGUGCCUUGUCUUUCCAAGACUUCUUACUCAUAAGUGCUGCCUGUUCGAGAACCACUCCUCACACGGGACUCCCUGCCGAAGCGCGGAGUAGAUACAUUUUCAGAUUCUUCGACGACGAUUCCGAUGGAUUGAUGAGUUACAGUAAUUUCACGAAUCUCAUUAAAUGUAUUCGAAUAGCGAAAAACCUACCCACGGACAACGGAUCGAUCAGUGAAGAAGUGAAAAAAUACGAAGCAUCUAUUGGUAUAAGUCCGUCAAUUAGUAUGACUCAAAUGCAAUUUUGCGCUGCUGUGGGAGAACUGAAACUGAGAGGUACCUCGACGUUGCUUAGAUUUCCGAACAGCAUCAAGGAAUACAUGUUUCAUCAUAGAACUAACCAAAUGAAACCGUCGACUUACCAAGUAGGAAGCAUUUCGGCAAAUCCUGAUGCUACCGAGACCAUUGAUGACAAAAGAAUUGUGCCCACAGUGUACGACGACAAAUUCAACAUAUCCACACACAGUUUAAAAAUCAAAAACUCUGGCGCAUUCAUUGAUAUUGACGAAAUAUGGUCACAACAUGACUGGGUAUCACCGUCAUCAAGUAGAUUAAUGAAGACGGCGAAAAAUAAAAUAUCGAUCGAACGCUUCAAUCAGGCGUCGGCACCGAAUGAAAUCAUCAAUUUCCUUAAAUAUUUUUCACAACCUUCUGCGGUCGAUGGCAAAUCGAAAAUGUGUUGGGGAACGUUUGACAUGAAGAAGUUAGGUAUGGCCAUAAUUGUCCUAUCCAGCAGCUUGACGUCGAUUAUGGAAAAUGAACAACGAAUGUUAGAAAUAGCGUCGCCUGUAUAUGUAAUGGGCGACUUGCAUGGAAAUUUCGAUAAUUUGAUGCAUUUUGAAGAGAUUUUUUGGCCAUUGAGUCCGACACUAAGCCCCUGCAACCUACUAUUCCUUGGCGAUUAUGUCGACCGCGGCUUGAAUGGGCUGGAAGUGGUGUGCUACUUAUUUGCCUACAAGUUGCAUAAUCCGAAAAAAGUGUUCCUGCUGCGUGGCAACCAUGAAGUUCGCGAUAUUCAAAAAACGUUUUCAUUUUACAAGGAAUGUGUCGAAAAAUUCGGAGGGCAGCUAGGCUAUGAUGUGUGGACGAGUAUAAAUAAUGUCUUUGAUGUCAUGCCUAUCGCUGCUAGAAUCGAUCAGCGGAUCUUUUGUUGCCAUGGCGGGAUACCCGAACCGUCAAUGUGCCCUAAUUUAUUAGAUAUCAAUAAUAUACCCGUUCAUUUACCGUUACCAUUCGAACAGAGUCAAUUGGCUUGGAAUUUAAUGUGGAACGAUCCCGUUAGACUGUCAGACAUUUCAGAUCUAUCGAAAUCGGAACUAGCAUCUCGAAAUGGAUUUGCAUUCAACAGUCGACGUGGAACGGGUUUAUGCUUUACUUCGGACGCUUUCAAUGCGUUUUUGGGUAAACAUGAAUUGUCUCAUAUGAUUAGAGCUCAUGAAUAUCAGGUCGCUGGCGUAUCUGUUCAAUUUAACGGACGACUUUUAACCGUUUUCUCGACAUCAGAUUACUGUGGAGGACGUAACGAUUCUGCCUGUAUUCUAUUAGCUCAAAAGAAAAUUAGUGUAAUUCGACUGGCUUCUCGGGGAAGUCUAUGAAUGAGUCUAAGUAAAAUAAUAAAAAUUCUAUAGUUAUAACUGCUGUGGAAGGUGUAUCCAUCAAAAUUGGGAUAAAUUUUUCAAAGAUUAAAUUUUGAGACGCAUGAGUU
Messenger RNA from Bradysia coprophila, 2578 nucleotides. RefSeq lists its product as uncharacterized. NCBI's taxonomy places the organism in Eukaryota, Metazoa, Arthropoda, Insecta, Diptera, Sciaridae. Gene Ontology annotation, cellular component: cytoplasm; nucleus. Gene Ontology annotation, molecular function: protein serine/threonine phosphatase activity; calcium ion binding. The record is from RefSeq and is a predicted model, not a curated record.